CCGGGAAGAGACAGCACAGGACGGGGGGAUCGGGCUCGGUGAGGGCGCUUUUGGCGGCGGAAGGACGCUGUGACCUGUCGUGCCCGGCGGCGGGGAGGAGCGGCCGGAGGGCUGGGCCGGGCGGUGCCGGGGCCCGGAGAGGCUGCGGGACGUGUGGGGCUCGCUCCUCGUGUUGUGACCCGGCGCGUCCUUGCAGGGCUGCAGCGGCUCCUGCGCUUCCAGUGCUGCCAGGGACGUGCUCCGAGGCUCGCUGUGAGCUUUUUGUAGCUGAAGGAAGAUGAUGGAAGAGAGUGGGAUAGAGACGACUCCACCUGGCACACCCCCUCCAAGCACAGCAGGGGAGGCUGAAGCUGCUGCUACACCUGUCACAUUAGCUUUGUCCAGCCCUCUUGCCAUGCCAAGCAUGCCAUCUUCUCCUGCCUACACACCACCUUUGCCAGCUGGAGUGUCCCCAGUUCCUCCUCCCAUGAUGACCUCGGCCUCUCUUCCACUUGUGCCUUCUGCAACCAUUUCUACAAUUGCACCACCCCAAAGCCCUGUCCCACCUCCUGCUGCCCCUGCAGCUUUCAGCACCCCCGUGUCCCAGUUCCCUGCUCCUCCUCCGCUCAGCUCUGCUGCUGGUCCUACCCUUCCUGCCCCUCCCACUGGUCCCCCCAUUUCAGGGUUUUCCAUGUCUUCCACCUAUGACAUCACCCGAGGCCACGCUGGCCGAGCACCUCAGAGCCCACUGAUGCCUUCAUUUUCUGCACCUCCAGUCACAGGUGUUUUGGCAGAUCCCAUUACUCAACAGGCAACUUUCUCAUCAUCUUUGUCUCCUGGGGCUGGUUCUUCAAUCACUUUUCCUGAGGAGCAUGAAGAUCCCAGAGUGUCCACUGCCCAGAGUGGAGCACCUGCUGGAGGACUCUGGGGGUUUAUAAAGGGUGUAGCUGAGAAUCCCAUGGUGAAGUCUGUUCUUGAUAAAACCAAGCAUUCAGUGGAGAGCAUGAUAACAACGCUGGAUCCUGGCAUGGUUCCCUAUAUCAGAACCGGGGGAGAGCUGGACAUAGUGGUUACAUCUAAUAAAGAGGUGAAAGUCGCAGCAAUUCGGGAUGCCUUUCAAGAAGUCUUUGGGAUGGCUGUUGUGACUGGAGAGGCUGCACAGUCCAACAUUGCACCCCAGCCCGUGGGCUAUGCUGCAGGCUUAAAAGGAGCCCAGGAGAGGAUAGACAGCCUGCGCCGGACAGGAGUCAUCCACGAGAAGCAGCCUGCUGUGUCAGUGGAAAACUUCAUUGAGGAGCUGCUUCCUGACAAGUGGUUUGACAUUGGAUGUCUGAUCAUUGAGGAUCCAAUUCAUGGAAUUCACCUGGAAGCAUUCACCCAAGCAACACCAGUGCCUUUACAAUAUGUUCAGCAGGCCAAGAGUCUGACCCCUCAGGACUACAGCCUGAGGUGGUCAGGGCUGCUGGUGACGGUGGGCGAGGUGCUGGAGAAGAGCGUGCUGAAUGUGAACAGGACGGACUGGCACGCGGUGUUCACGGGCAUGUCCCGCCGGCAGAUGAUCUACAGCGCGGCCAAGGCCCUGGCAGGGAUGUACAAACAGCAGCUGCCACCCAGGACCGUGUGACAGCGGUGGCACCCUCACACCAGGAGUACUGGGUUUGGUUCUAGGAUGGAAGUGAAAGCCGUGUGUUCCCAUUGUCAGCCACACAGAUUUGUAAUUUUAACUCUAAACCGUUUCUACUUCUUGAGAAGUGAAGGUGAUUUCCAGGAGUGGAAUUGCAGUUUUUAGCUAAUGUGUGAUUUCCAGUAUGAUUCAUCAAACAAACAUGUAUUUAUGACUGGUACAGGCAGCAUUGCAGUUUUUUAACUGGAAUGUGCUGUGGUGUGAUACCUUACCAGGCAUUUAUUGAGAUAGUUAGUUAGUAUUCUUUCUAAAGGGGAUAUUUGUUUAGCUAUUUCUAUUAUAUUAGUAAUAUAAACAUGUUGACAGCAUAACAUGUAUGUUAUAUAUGCAUUUCAAUCCAGAGAGACUACCUUCUGUAUUACAUGUGUUUUUUGGGGCAUGUGUUUAGGGGAUACUUAACACCUCCUUGGGUUGGUGUCUGUAUAUAGUUCUCAGGAGCGAUGCCAAGUAGUCUCUACAGCACAUAACAGUGAGCUGCUGAAGAAGAGCACAAAUCCAUGCCCUGUUAGUUGAAGUUGUUGCUAAAUAAUUCUGAAUUCCCAUUUUCUGUGCUGCAUCUUUCUGCUUUUUAUGUAACAGUAAUUAAAUGCGUGGCCAGCUGAAGAACCACAGACAAAAUUUCAAGUUGUUUCAGUGGGUUUUAGAUCAAGUACUGCACUCCCCACAUGAAAUAAUCUCAGCAGUUUGAAUAAUAUGAUUUAUUCCAGUGCUUCCAGACUUCAUUUGUUAUAUGUAAUUAUGUAAUUUUUUCUAUGUAGCUAGAGUUGUCAGUAAUUUGAUUAUGGAAAAUGGUGAUGUGUUUAUCACUUGCUUUGCUAUUCUGGGUUUUCUAAACACUUCUAAGUCUAAAAGCUCUCAUGAUGUCAUGAGCUCAGUUUCUCAAGUUUUCAGUGGUGUCUGGUUUUUUUUGUGGCUAUAAAUAUCCUCCAUACAUGCUCACAUAAUCUUAAGUCUUAGAAAUAUGGAAGUAAUUGCGAAGAAAAUAUUUUGGUAAUAAUACUUUUUUAAGAAAUAAAGAAUAAACAAAUACUUUUUGUUUGCCUUAAAGAAGCAGUUUUUUAGCUUAUAUUGCUCAGCUUUUACCUUUCUUAGAUGCUUUCAAAGAACAUUUUGUAUACAAUAUACUGUUAAGCCGGCUCAUAUUUGUACCCAAUGAAAGUCUGUCUAUUUCCAAGUAAUAUAUUUGGCCUUAAUUGGCUUACUCUGUAAAGCAGUUGAAUAAAUGUUUUCCCUAGAGAAU
Molecule: messenger RNA, 2903 nt
Organism: Poecile atricapillus (Black-capped chickadee)
Lineage: Eukaryota; Metazoa; Chordata; Aves; Passeriformes; Paridae
Gene: PRRC1
Product: proline rich coiled-coil 1
Exons: 9
Coding region: 278-1603 (441 amino acids)
Biological process (GO): activation of protein kinase A activity
Cellular component (GO): cytoplasm
Molecular function (GO): protein kinase A regulatory subunit binding
Source: RefSeq, a predicted model, not a curated record